CAAGCAACUGCAAAGCAGCAAGCUCUACUCUUCUUCUGUACUGAACGUGUGACUAGAUAACAAUAAGCGUGAACCAUGGCGGACGAGUACGGCCGCAGCGGCUACGGCAGGUCCGGCGCCGGCGACGACUACGACAGCGGCUACAACAGCAAGUCCGGCACUGAUGACUACGGCCGUGGCGAAGGUGGCUACAACAAGUCGGGCGGCGAUGACGACUACGGCCGCAGCGGCGGCGAUGGGUACGGCAGGUCCGGCGGCGACGACUACGGCCGUGGCACCGGCGGCGGUGGCUACAACAAGUCCGGCGGCGGCGAUGACUACGGCCGUAGCGGCGGCGACGACUACGGCCGUGGCACCGGCGGUGGCGGGUACAACAAGUCCGGAAACGACGGCUACGACAGCGGGUACAACAGAUCGGGCACCACCAACGACGACGAAUACGGCCGUGGCACCGGCGGCGGGUACGGCAGCAAGCCCUCUGGCGACGACGCGUACGCCGGCGGCGGCGGUGGCGGGUACGGCAAGCAGUCCGGUGGAGGCGCGGACGAGGGCGGAGAGUACGGCUCCUCCCGGGACGACUCGGAGAAGUACAGGAAGGAGGAGAAGGAGCACAAGCACAAGGAGCACCUCGGCGAGAUGGGCGCCCUCGCCGCCGGCGCCUUCGCCCUGUACGAGAGGCACGAGGCGAAGAAGGACCCGGAGCACGCGCAGCGGCACAAGAUCGAGGAGGGCGUGGCGGCGGUGGCUGCCCUGGGCAGCGGCGGCUUCGCGUUCCACGAGCACCACGACAAGAAGGAGGCCAAAGACGCGGCGGAGGACGCCGGGGAGGAGGAGGAGUCCGGCCGCCGCGGCGAGGGGAAGAAGAAGCACCACUUCUUCGGCUGAUCGGGCUGCUGCUCGAUCGAUCUACUUGCGUACGUAGGCUGCUCCCCAGGACCAGAAGGAGCAUGCAUGGAGGGCGAACGAAGUCACGGGGGUUUGAUUGCCCGUCUAUGUAUAUCAUGUGUAGUUACUGAUGAUGUGUGUGCAUGGUACUUCGUACGCGUGUUUGGUGAUCGAUGUGUGGUGUGUGUGUCUCUGCAUGGACAUUUUCCUACUCUGCGUUUUUUCUCUCUCUACUGAUAUAGUAUAUAUGUGGUGUGUCUAUAUAUGUGUGCACGUGGUUUUCGCUCGGCUUUUUAUCAACGCUUUGAGAAUAAAAGCUUUCUCUUCAUCUG
Messenger RNA from Zea mays, 1217 nucleotides. RefSeq lists its product as uncharacterized. The record is from RefSeq and is marked validated. Lineage: Eukaryota; Viridiplantae; Streptophyta; Magnoliopsida; Poales; Poaceae. The coding region runs from base 76 to 885 and encodes 269 amino acids. The transcript is spliced from 2 exons.